This is a messenger RNA of Oenanthe melanoleuca, 479 nucleotides long. Its product is annotated as rho guanine nucleotide exchange factor 26-like. The transcript has 2 exons. The record is from RefSeq and is a predicted model, not a curated record. The coding region runs from base 105 to 479 and encodes 124 amino acids. NCBI's taxonomy places the organism in Eukaryota, Metazoa, Chordata, Aves, Passeriformes, Muscicapidae.
UCCUCCGCCCCGCCCGGCCCGGCCCGGCCCCGCUGGCCCCGCGCCCGGCGGGGCUGUGGCGGCGGACGAGCCGCGCUCCGCGCCCGCCUCCCUGGCGAGCGGCGAUGGACGGGCAGCCCCCGCUGGGCCCCGCCGAGCCGCGCUGGGGGCGGCGAGCGACCCCCCGGCCGCAGCCCCUCGCCUGGAGCAAGCCGCGGCCGCAGUCGUACCAGAGCCCCAGCGGACUGCUCGUCACCGACUUCCCCGUGGAGGACAGGUGCGCCGUGCCCGUGACCCGGCCCGCCGGCACCGGCAGCCCCGCCGCGGGGUCGGUGUCCAACGGCACCGGCAGCCCUUCCAUGGCAUCGGUGUCGAACGGCGCCGGCAGCCCCGCCGCGGGGUCGGUGUCGAACGGCGCCGUUCCCAGGAGCGCACCGCGCCGUGCCCCCGCGCUGCCGAGCCCCCCGCGGGGCCGGGACCCGCCGGCCCGCAGCAGCUGA